Molecule: messenger RNA, 750 nt
Organism: Coffea eugenioides
Lineage: Eukaryota; Viridiplantae; Streptophyta; Magnoliopsida; Gentianales; Rubiaceae
Product: G-type lectin S-receptor-like serine/threonine-protein kinase At4g03230
Exons: 5
Coding region: 1-750 (249 amino acids)
Biological process (GO): protein phosphorylation
Molecular function (GO): ATP binding; protein kinase activity
Source: RefSeq, a predicted model, not a curated record
AUGUCUCCAGAGUAUGCGCUGGAAGGUUUAUUCUCAGUGAAAUCAGAUGUGUAUAGUUUUGGAGUAAUUUUACUUGAGAUCAUUGGUGGUAAGAGAAACACUGCUGGGUUUUACCGAUCCGAAGAAAUCCUGAGUCUUCUAGGCUAUGCAUGGAGAUUGUGGCAAGAAAACAAAGCAAUGGAUUUAGUUGACAAGAAAUUAUUGGAAUCAUGCAAUGGAACUGAAGUCGUGAAGUGCAUAAACAUAGGUCUGUUGUGUGUACAGGAUGAUCCUAGUGAUCGUCCCACAAUGUCUAAUGUUGCAAAUAGACUCAUCUGGAGUGAAUAUGAUGGCAAUGGCUAUAUGUCUCCAGAGUAUGCAGUAAAAGGUUUUUUCUCGGUGAAGUCAGAUGUCUUUAGUUUUGGAGUAAUUUUACUUGAAAUUAUUAGUGGCAAGAGAAACUCUGCUGGAUUUUACCAGUCUGAAGGAGCCCUUAGUCUUCUAGGCUAUGCAUGGAGAUUGUGGCAAGAAAGGAAAUCAAUCGAUUUUGUUGACAAGAAAAUACUGGAAUCAUGCAACGAAACUGAGGUUAUCAAAUGCAUCAACAUUGGCCUGCUGUGUGUACAGGAUGACCCUAGUGAACGUCCCUCAAUGUCUGACAUUCUUAUUAUGCUCAGUAGCGAAACAGCAGCUCUUCCGAAUCCUAAUCAACCUGCUUUUGUGGUGAGAAGACACACUUCUAAAACACCUGCACGAGAGGACAGAUGUUAA